Messenger RNA from Populus euphratica (Euphrates poplar), 1726 nucleotides. RefSeq names its product calmodulin-like domain protein kinase 9 (gene CDPK9). The record is from RefSeq and is a predicted model, not a curated record. The coding region runs from base 112 to 1623 and encodes 503 amino acids. Gene Ontology annotation, biological process: protein phosphorylation. The transcript is spliced from 7 exons. Gene Ontology annotation, molecular function: calcium ion binding; protein kinase activity; ATP binding. NCBI's taxonomy places the organism in Eukaryota, Viridiplantae, Streptophyta, Magnoliopsida, Malpighiales, Salicaceae.
UCACUAGAGAGAGAGAGAGAGAGAGAGAGAAGGAGAGAGGGAUUCUAGACCCAAGACUGACGCUUUUUCUUGAGUCCUUUUGAACCCGCUCCAGGUUUUGAAUCUCUAACCAUGGAUGAUCAACCAAAACCCUCAUCGUCUAGUGCUCCAUCACUGUCAUCAAGGCCUAAAUGGGUGCUUCCUUACAAGACCCAGAACUUAAGAGACCAUUACAGCUUAGGGAGGAAGCUUGGUCAGGGGCAGUUUGGUACGACUUUUCUUUGUACUCAUAAAACCUCAGGAAAAAAGUAUGCCUGCAAGUCAAUACCAAAAAGAAAGCUUCUUUGCAAAGAAGAUUACGAGGAUGUGUGGAGGGAAAUCCAGAUAAUGCACCAUUUGUCCGAGCACCCACAUGUGGUUAGGAUUAGUGGGGCAUACGAAGAUAUUUCUUGUGUUCACUUGGUGAUGGAGCUUUGUGAAGGAGGUGAGCUUUUUGAUAGGAUUGUUAAGAAGGGGCAUUAUAGUGAAAAGGAGGCUGCUAAAUUGAUGAAAACUAUUGUUGGGGUUGUUGAGGCAUGUCAUUCACUUGGUGUCAUGCAUAGAGAUCUUAAGCCUGAGAACUUCUUACUUCACAGUGUUGAGGAGGAUGCUCCUCUUAAGGCCACUGAUUUUGGGCUUUCUGUGUUCUACAAGCCAGGCGAAACUUUUUGUGAUGUUGUUGGGAGUCCAUACUAUGUUGCGCCAGAGGUAUUGCGCAAACAUUAUGGACCUGAAGCAGAUGUAUGGAGUGCAGGAAUUAUUUUGUACAUACUAUUAAGUGGUGUACCGCCUUUUUGGGCCGAAACUGAAAUCGGGAUCUUCAAGCAGAUAUUGCAAGGCAAAUUAGAUUUUGAAUCUGAACCAUGGCCUAGUAUUUCGGACAGUGCCAAGGAUCUGAUUAGAAAAAUGCUUGAACGGAAUCCAAAGAAAAGACUAACUGCUCAUGAAGUACUCUGCCACCCAUGGAUCGUGGAUGACAGAAUUGCCCCAGAUAAACCUCUUGAUUCUGCUGUUUUAUCGCGGCUGAAACAGUUCUCUGCAAUGAACAAGCUUAAGAAGAUGGCUUUGCGUGUCAUAGCAGAUAGGCUUUCUGAAGAAGAGAUUGGUGGUUUGAAAGAGUUGUUCAAAAUGAUUGACACAGACAACAGUGGAACAAUAACUUUUGAUGAAUUAAAAGAUGGAUUAAGGCGAGUAGGCUCUGAACUAAUGGAGUCUGAGAUAAAGGAUCUGAUGGAUGCUGCUGAUAUUGACAACAGUGGAACAAUUGAUUAUGGUGAAUUUCUUGCUGCCACUGUGCACUUGAAUAAAUUGGAGAGAGAGGAAAAUUUAGUGUCUGCUUUCUCAUUCUUCGACAAAGAUAGCAGUGGAUACAUAACCAUUGAUGAGCUUCAGCAAGCUUGCAAAGAGUUUGGCCUAAGCGAGCUCCACCUUGAUGAGAUGAUUAAAGAAAUCGAUCAAGAUAAUGAUGGACAAAUAGACUAUGGUGAAUUUGCUGCAAUGAUGAGGAAGGGCAAUGGAGGAAUCGGGAGGAGAACAAUGAGAAGCACAUUUAACUUGGGAGAUGCCCUAGGACUCACUACCAAUGGAUCUAAAACAUCUGAUUGAUGCUCAGAUAAACUAUGUUUAACUCUCUGCCAUACUUUUUGGAAAUAUUGGCAAAUCUUAAUCUUUAUGAAUGGCCUGGCCAUAAUUUUGCAUCUCUGUUUUA